Molecule: messenger RNA, 552 nt
Organism: Trichophyton rubrum CBS 118892
Lineage: Eukaryota; Fungi; Ascomycota; Eurotiomycetes; Onygenales; Arthrodermataceae
Exons: 2
Coding region: 1-552 (183 amino acids)
Source: RefSeq, a predicted model, not a curated record
AUGCCGGCUAUGAGCUCCGAGGCGGAUGUGAUAUUUAACAGAGCUAACGUUGCUCUUGCGAGAAGCCAGAGACUGAUCGCAUCCUGGCUGCCUCCUAAAACGGCCGAUGAAACAGCCAAUGCAAAGUCUGAAGAAGAGCUACAGAAGGAGGAAGAUGAGAUAUUCACAGCAGUCCCAGAGAAACUGGGCCUGGGAGCUCCUAUUCCGCAGAAAGAAGCUGACGGCAGCAUCAAACGAACUGAACUCAGCUCUAAUGACAAGCUUCGGAAGCAGCUUUUAGGCAAAAACUUUCAAAAGGCCGAAGCAUCAAGGUUGAAAAACGCUAGCACCCGUACCAAACAGACCGGUCCGACUCCCAGUCAAAAAAACGAGUUAGUCGAGGAGAGUGAGGAGGAAGACGGCAGGUCAGCAUUGGGUAAAGGCAAGAAAGGGAAAAAUUCUAGUGACCAGUCGCCAGCUGCUUCAGGGGCAGAUCCUGGUGGGAAAAAGAGAGCCAGUAGUUAUUUGGAUGAGGUUCUGUCACGGAGAAAAUCGAAGAAAGGGAGAAUAUGA